Molecule: messenger RNA, 2700 nt
Organism: Pieris napi
Lineage: Eukaryota; Metazoa; Arthropoda; Insecta; Lepidoptera; Pieridae
Product: putative serine protease F56F10.1
Exons: 9
Coding region: 436-1935 (499 amino acids)
Biological process (GO): proteolysis
Molecular function (GO): serine-type exopeptidase activity; dipeptidyl-peptidase activity
Source: RefSeq, a predicted model, not a curated record
GGGGCUAGGCUAGGCGUAGGCUAGUAUUCAAGCCGCCGCCCUGUGCCUCUCGCCCACUUGAUGAUUGAUCCUGGUUUUGUGGCUCAUCGUGGCUGGGUCGAUAACGGAUAAACCUGCGCAUAACGCCUAUCGCGCAUCGGCCGUGGCGCGUCCUAUAACCCAUUACCCAUCCAUCAUUAACAGCUUUGAACUUUGUUGCAAAUGUUGUGCACCUAGUUGUGGCAAAUGUGAUUUUUUUUUUGUGAAAUGGUUGAAAUUUUACGGACAAUGCCUAGUGUUACAUUAAAUUCUUUUCCGUAAAAGUGCUCAAUCGUUAAAAACGUUAGAGAAAAAUAUUGUUAAUAGAUACAUUUUAUAUAUCACCACCGAUCAAUACCCAGUUCUAUUUUUGAAACAUUACUUUGUCUUCUGGUGACUUCAUUGUAGAUUUUCAAAAUGUUGUUCCGUGUUACUUUGUCUUUAAUUUUUGUAUUUUUAUUGCCAAUGUUCUUGAGUAUUAAUGGUAGUAAAGAGUUCCGAUUAGGGCGGUCGAAGGGAGGAAAUUUAGGUGCGCCUGCUGAAUAUGCAGGUGAAAAUCUUCCUCCAGCACAAUGGUUUCAACAAAAGCUGGACCACUCAUCCCCAACAGAUCAAAGGGUUUGGGAGCAGAGAUACUUUGUAAAUGAUUCUUUCUAUAACAACAAGACUGGUCCUAUAUUUCUUAUGGUUGGGGGAGAAGGCCCAGCUAAUCCCAUGUGGAUGACUAAAGGAGCUUGGAUUACUUAUGCAAAAAAAUUUAAAGCUCUCUGCAUUAUGUUAGAACAUCGUUACUAUGGGGAGAGCCAUCCUACAAAGGACAUGAGCACAAAGAACCUUGAAUACCUAUCAUCAUUCCAAGCUUUGGCUGAUAUAGCCAACUUUGUGGAUGCUAUGAAUGUUAAAUAUGAAAAUAAACGGCAACUCAAGUGGGUGGCAUUUGGAGGUUCCUAUCCCGGAUCUCUUGUUGCUUGGUUAAGAGUUAAAUAUCCCCAUCUUAUAUUUAUGUCUGUGUCAUCUAGUGGGCCAUUACUAGCCAAGUUAGAUUUUCAAGAAUACUUUGAAGUUGUGCAAAAUGCAUUACUUGAGAAAACAUCCAGCAAGGAUUGUACAAACAAAAUUAAGGCAGCGCAUAGACAAAUUGUUUCUUUGAUGCAAACAAACCCAAGUGUUCUUGAUGACGAGUUCAGAACUUGUAAACCCCUCGAGAACGCCUCUAGGAAUGAUAUUAGGAACUUUUUUAACGGUAUCGCUAAUGAUGUCGCUGGUCUGGUCCAAUACAAUGAAGAUAAUAGAAUAACCAACGACUACACCUAUAACAAUCUCACUAUUAAUUCGGUUUGUGAUAUGCUAACUGAGUAUAAGAAUAACACUCCCGCAUACAAAGCCCUGGCUAGUUUCAACUCUAUGAUAUUGGAUCAGAACAACGAGACAUGUAUGGACUAUAGCUAUGAUAAUAUGAUACAAGAGUUGAGGAAUGUGACCUGGGAUUCGUCGGAGGGUGGUCGCCAAUGGAUGUAUCAGACAUGUACCGAAUUCGGCUUCUACCAGACAUCUACGGGUGAAGAAGAAAUGUUUGGGAACGAAUUUUCUUUGGAUUUCUUCAUACAACAAUGCAUUGAUGUCUUUGGAAAGAAUUUCAAUGAGGCCUUCAUAAAAGCGGGCAUAUCUUGGACCAACAUGGAUUACGGCGCACUCGCUAUCAGGGCAACGCGUGUUAUCUUUGUACACGGAUCUGUGGACCCGUGGCACGCUCUCGGCAUGCGCACUACUGCUAUUAACGAAUCUCCGGUCAUCUAUAUUCCAGGUACCGCCCACUGCGCUGACAUGUACCCUGCCCGCGAUUCCGACUUGCCCGAAUUGACCCGUGCCCGUGACACCAUUGAGAGCCGUCUAGCGCAGUGGCUUCAGCUUCCAUGACCAGUACACCCCUUCGCCGGUCUAACUGCGCGUCGUGUGGCCCAGAUCAUAUCGAUUUGUCUCAUUCCACACUCCAUGCUACUAUUGGGAUUCUCUAUGGCUGACGUAUUGCAUAACAGGUUUUUCCGUUAUUAAACGCAGCCCAAAACUUAUAUGAUGUUUAAUCAAGUAGUUGUAGUAAUUGGUGUCCAAUGUUAACUAAUGCUGAAAAGCAGUUAAAGUAAGUUAGGUUAAUCAAGAGCCAGUGCCACAGUAUUAGGAUUAUUUUCUAUCGUUAAUGUCAGCUUAAAUGAUUCAGGAAUACCUGAACAUUUACAUACAUUUGUGUCGCAUUAAAACCUAAAGACGCUGGAAAAAGCCUAAAUGUUUUCUUGCUACCAAAGGUGGCGCUAGUCAUUCUAGCAUAUUAAGCUCUUGUUCUCUGUGGCCUGGCCAAGUUUUACUCUUUAAACUUGUAUCAGAAGGUCUCGUCUUUUUCUAACAUUAUAAAUGGAAAAGAGAGGCAUGGUAAGACCUUCAUUGUAGAGAUAAGCUAAUAAAAAUACUCGGUCAGUUGACGAUGUUAGUUAUAAGUAAUACAUAUUCUUGAUGUCUCUUCAUGUAACUAAAGCGAAUUUAAACUUGUGUUGGGACUAUUAUUGUGAUACUCUUUCGAAAUAUUUAGUUGUACUAUGUAUGUUUUAGAAUUUGGGAUCACUUAUGUAACACAAAUUGUGAAACUGUUUAAACGGACAAAGUCUUUUGAAAAUAAAUGUCUAUUCUUAA